Molecule: messenger RNA, 1071 nt
Organism: Hymenoscyphus albidus
Lineage: Eukaryota; Fungi; Ascomycota; Leotiomycetes; Helotiales; Helotiaceae
Source: the annotation of a GenBank genome assembly
GCUGAUUCUGAUAAUACAACAACAAGAAACCAUGCGCGUGCCCAUACAUUAGAUCGGCUUUUGUAUCUCAAAGCUCUAGACAAGUUUCUGUCACAAUCAUUUGACUAUGAGAUCCCUGCAAUUUCUUUCAGGCCCAGUCACUCCCAUCUAGCCUGCACACCUCACCACAUCUGCAGACUUGUCUCAUCCACUGACACCUUGACCACACAGGAAUACCAGCCAUGGCAAGCGUAUCUUCAACACUACCAACUUCUAUGGAGGAGGUAGUCUCUGUAAGUCGAUACUCUUUUCUUUUUUUGAGUUCCUACCCUUAGUAUCCCCCAUCUCUCCAGGCAACACUCUCAUGGCCUGUUCAGUACUGUGACAAUCAGACGCGUUGGCACAGCGGAUUUAUAUCUACACCUUGUAUGGCAUGGUAUCACUUUAACUAACCUCCUCAUAGCUCAUCCUCCAACUCUACCAACCGGGAUCUCCUGAAAAGGUUGCUAAGACACAAGAGAUACUUCAACAGCUCCAACGUUCUUCCCAUGGUUGGCAGCUUGCAAAUAAUCUCGCAAAUCACGAGAGUGAACAAGUCAGGUUUUUUGCUGCACUAACGUUUAUUGUCAAACUCAAUACAGACUCGUAAAUAUCGCCAUUCUUGUUGCAAGAAUCUGCUAAUGUGUUACAAGCAAAUCCCUAGGAGAGCAAGAUGCCCAAGCCCUUCUGCAAACGCUCAUCAACUGGCUAAUAAGAUGCAUCGAGAAUGCUGAAGGUCCCUUGGUCACGAGAAAGUUAUGUUCCACAUUAGUUGCAUACUUCUUCCAAUUUCCGGCAGCCUGGAAGAAUUGUGUCAAGCAUCUCUUGUACUGCGUGUGUAUGAAGACGGCCGUUCCAUAUGAAUCAUUGUCCGAGGCUCCAGAUACGGAAGCACUUGUGCGAGAAAUUCCAGACAGCAAGGCCAUAGCGAUCUUCUGGUUCGCCUCUACUCUGGUGGAGGAGGUCGGCAAGACAGACUCGAAUUCGAUGAAGCAGUUGAGUUCAACAUGUCUCCCUCAUGCCCAGCCCAAAAAAGCUGACCUCUCAUUCUAG